Molecule: messenger RNA, 885 nt
Organism: Lactuca saligna
Lineage: Eukaryota; Viridiplantae; Streptophyta; Magnoliopsida; Asterales; Asteraceae
Source: the annotation of a GenBank genome assembly
AUGGAAACUGACAAGAACAUGAAGAAAAUCGUUUUGAUGCGAAGGAUUUUACCUGGAAAAACAAAGAAUAAUAGUCAUGAUAACAGGCUUUUGAUCACUGUGAAUGUGGUUGCCAGUUCUGGGCCAUUGAGGCUUGUGGUGAAAAAAAAUGAUAAAGUGUCGACCGUUAUAAAUUCGUCGUUGAAGUUGUACGCUGGUGGUGGGCGCCUUCCGGUUCUUGGAUCAGAUUUCAAGAAUUUUAUGCUCUAUGCAUUGAUUGAAGGAUCAGCAUUAAAUCCUAGUGAAGAAAUAGGGUCUUAUCAAGCGAGAAAUUUCGUUCUAGAUCAAGUGUGUAUCACUCACUUUUCACAUAUCGAUCUCAAUUCCUUCCAUUCGCCUCCUCCAUGUCUCCAUAGCAGCUCCUAUCAACGACAACAACUCCCCUCUCCGACAAACAUCUCUUUUCUUUGCAUUUGUGUUUCUAUGCUCGUUAUUGCAAAAAAAACUCAGAUUCUUUCCCGUCGUCGCCUCCAUGUCUCCGUAGCAGCUACUCUCAAUGACAACAACUCCCGUCUCGGGCAAUCAUCCGCUUUCUCGUUCCCUCUAUGCAUCUCUGAGCUCGUUCUUGCCAAAAAAAAAAAAAACAGUUCGACUGCUUCUGGAGCUUUUCAUAAUGCCUCAACUUGGCCUCCUCAAACAUCAGAUGAAGAGCACAAAAUUGAGGAUGAGUAUCUAGAGGGUCGUAGUUUUGGUGAGAGUGAGUUUAAUGGGGGUAGUCGGAAGGGAAAACGUAUGUUCGAAGAGGAAAUGGAGGGUUUACCAGGUUCAAGAAGAAUGAAAAAAGGUCCUGGAAAUUCCAAAUACAAUAUCUUGUUGGAUGCAUUUUCCAAAUCGAUAGUUAAUUAA